ACGCAUCCGCAGGCAGAGGCGCUGCACGAGACGGCACCGAGCCAGCCAAGAAUCUGCUCCUGCUCCAUCUCCCAUUUCAGCCCCCAUCACCUCACUACCCAGUACAGUCCACAAGCACCACGUGCCAUCUUCCUUCUUCCAGCCUACCGAGGCGGGCGAUAAGCCAUGGCCAUGGAGAAAGCCGCCUCCUUCCUCUCUUCCCUCCUCGGCGGCGGCGGCGGCGAUGGGGAGCCGGCGGCGACGGUGAAGUCCAUCCUGAUUUACCCCAUCAAGUCCUGCCGGGGAAUCGCCGUGCCCCAGGCCCCCAUCGUCUCCACUGGGUUCCGGUGGGAUCGGCAGUGGGUGGUGGUGAACGCCAAAGGGCGAGCCUACACCCAGCGGGUGGAGCCCAAGCUCGCGCUCGUCCAGGUGGAGCUGCCGCCGGAGGCCUUCGCCGAGGACUGGCAAGCCACGGCCGACGACCACAUGGUAAUCAGAGCACGCGGAAUGGAACCAUUGAAGAUCCCUCUUGCUGCGGAACGCACCACAAUUGAUGAUGUCUCUGUGUGGGAGUGGUCUGGCUCUGCAUACGAUGAAGGAGCCGAAGCAGCCGAAUGGUUCUCCACUUACUUUGAGAAGCCAAGUCGACUGGUGCGCUUCAAAGAAGCGUCGGAAACUAGACCGACCGAUCCUGAUUAUGCCCAAGGUUACAAGAUCAUGUUUACAGAUUGCUUCCCGUUUCUGAUAGCCUCUCAGGGCUCACUGGAUGCACUAAAUGAGAUUCUUAAAGAACCUAUACCAAUGAACCGCUUCAGACCAAAUAUUUUAGUGGAUGGAUGCCAACCAUACUCAGAGGAUCUAUGGAAAACCAUAAAGAUAAACAACCUAACAUUUCAAGGUGUGAAGUUAUGCAACCGUUGCAAAGUACCAACCAUUGAUCAAGACAAUGGAAUACCUGGCACUGAACCAACUGAAACUCUAAUGACAUUUCGGUCUGACGAAGUGCUGCGUCCAAGCCACAAAAAUAAACGGCAGGUGUACUUUGGUCAGAAUUUAGUCUGCAAGGAAUCUCUAUCAGGAAACAGCAAAGGAAAGAUCAUCAAGGUUGGCGAUCCAGUUUAUGUUCAGCAGGCAUUCACUUCUUCUAAUGAAGCCCCAGCCUGAAUCAGGGCUUUUCAGUUUCCCAUGUGCAAUAGACUAUAGUAACAUUUAAACCAAAUUGUCAACAAAACGUGAGAAAUGCAUUUGUCAUGUGCAUUGUGCUCAGAUUAAAAGAAACAGCAGGCUGUUACUAUUGGAUGAUGCAAUAAAAGGAUUUUCCACUGCA
Molecule: messenger RNA, 1306 nt
Organism: Panicum hallii
Lineage: Eukaryota; Viridiplantae; Streptophyta; Magnoliopsida; Poales; Poaceae
Product: mitochondrial amidoxime reducing component 2-like
Exons: 8
Coding region: 166-1143 (325 amino acids)
Molecular function (GO): pyridoxal phosphate binding; catalytic activity; molybdenum ion binding
Source: RefSeq, a predicted model, not a curated record